GCUUGUUCCAUUGUUUCCAUCCUCCUUCACUUUUUCCUUUCCGUUCUAGCAUUCAUUGGCGCAAUCAUCUCGGCCGGCACUUGUUUCUUCACUCUCUUCUUAAUCACAUAUAAUUCCUUCUCCCUCCUUGUCUCUCUGUGGAAAAGCGCACAAUCGGACCUUCGGCAGCUGUACCACUUGACCCACCUCGACUAUCCUCGACAUCUUGUACCUUGUUACUCCAGAAUCCUUGCAUUUAGAACACACCUGCUUCUUGUCCAGGGUUCUCAUUCUUCUGUCCACCUCUCAAAACGGCAAACGCGCGACACAAUGGACGACAAGAUCUCAAUCACCAUCUGCGGCGACGGCGGAUGCGGUAAAUCAUCAAUCACCCUUCGCAUCGUCCGCUCGGCCUGGACUCACGACUACGAUCCCACAAUCGAAGACUCCUACUCUGUAACCCGCACAAUCAACGGCCAAACCUACUCUCUGCACCUCACCGAUACCGCCGGACAAGAAGAAUAUCGUGGCAUGUGGUCGGCCGCAAACUUGACCUCUGACGCCUUUCUCCUCGUCUACGACAUCACCAACGCCCAAUCGUUGCAGAAUCUGGACUUCUUUGCAGAGCUGAUUGAGAUGGAGAAGGAGAACAGACAAGAGCAGGGAAGAUGCUGGCCCGCCAUCAUGGUCGCCGGGAACAAGUGCGAUCUGCAGGGCCAGAGACAAGUCGGUGCUGCCGAGGGUUUGGAAUGGGCAAAGAGCAGAGGGUGCGGUUUCAUGGAGACUUCUGCUCGUGAGGUCGUGAAUAUUGAGGAGACUUUUGCUUCAAUCGUUAAGCGCGUAGUUGAGGCCAGAGAACAACACGCAGCAGGCAUGCGUCCAGACUUCCCUUCGCUGAUCAACCCGACACCUCACAACCAACGCGCAUCCGCACUACCCGAAACACAACAAUCUGCGCCUGCACCAAACAUCACUAGCGACGCCGAGAAGCAGCGCUACUCGCAAUCCGAAUCCACAGCCACUUCACCGCAAAACAAAAAGAAGAAAUCCGGUUUCUUCUCCAGCUUGAAGUGCUGGUAACCCUUCUAUCUUCGACGAGUGAGACGACAAUUUCUUUUCAUCUCGAGCGGUACUCUGUUGUUGCAUCUCAACUCGUGCGAGAUGCUCUGUGGAAGAGAGAGCAUCGAAUGUGAAUUCCACGGCUGGCGAUAUCCAAUCUCUUUGUGUUUGUUUCUUGCCCUGUUCUCUUUUUCUCAUCACUUCUCUGUUACGUUACAAUACCCCUUUUCUCGUUUUUGAUAUCCUGUACAAUCAGAUGCCACACCAUUUUGUUCCCUUUUAAUUUUGCGAAUAGGGGUCCCAAUCAUGUUGUCUUGUCAUUCCACUUUCAGAAAUCGACGUCUAAUAUUGUCACUACAGCCUCCUAUGUGUCUAAUAUCAAUCUUGUCCGCAC
Molecule: messenger RNA, 1432 nt
Organism: Aureobasidium pullulans EXF-150
Lineage: Eukaryota; Fungi; Ascomycota; Dothideomycetes; Dothideales; Saccotheciaceae
Product: ras small GTPase
Exons: 3
Coding region: 310-1059 (249 amino acids)
Biological process (GO): signal transduction
Cellular component (GO): plasma membrane
Molecular function (GO): GTP binding; GDP binding; GTPase activity
Source: RefSeq, a predicted model, not a curated record